AAGGAAAGGCUUCCGGCUACACCUUCAAAAUAAAACCUCACAGCAGCUCCCUUCAAAUGCAUGAGCGAGUAACUGUGUUUUUUUCCUCACCAUAUUGCCAUUUUUUUCUUGAAAUAUUCUGGUAAAAUUUUUAGUUUUUCAAGUGAAAUUGCAACUUUUUUUUGUUUUUGCUCGUUCUGCAGCAUUGCCAUUUUUAAGACAUUUUUCCCCAAUAUAAUUUUUCUCAAAACUUUCUUUUUCCUCAUAAUACUGUAUUCCUUUUUCUUGGAAUAUUCUUGUAAUUCUCGUAGUCGUUCAAUUUUCCUUUCAUAGUGCGUAAUAUUACAACGUUUUUCCAUGUGGUUGCACAACAUUUUUCCUGUCUGAAUUACAUUUCUUUUCGUCAUACUAUUACAACAUUUUGUGUUUUUCUCUUUCAGUUGCAGUCUCCAUAGAGAGCGUUGGCGGGCGGAGUCUCCUGCGUCAGUAACCUUUGUCAAGGCGCUUGUUAUUUGCAUUUCCCUCAGGCUUGUGUGCUCCAUUUGUCUCAAUAAAUAUUGUGAUACCUGCCUCGUUGUUCGUUCGCUUUAAAAUCCACCGUUAGCGUUUUGGGAAUUCAUCUCAUGAAAAGAAUUUCUUGUCAUACAACGCCUUUACUCUGAUGCUUUGUCCUCAUAUUACGACUUCUUAAAUCAUGUCAAAUCAUGUGACAUCAUCUUCUGACUGUGGUUUUCUUGUAAUAUUGUUGCAGGCGAUUCGGAAUAUCUUUUUCACAUUUUUUUUUCUUGCCUCAUUAUGUGCAUGUUAUUUUUUUUCCUCACCCAUUUUCCAUUACUUGUGCCCUUCUGUGUUGAGUAGAGGAUAAAAUCUAUGCUUGUGGGGUGGGGGGUUCACACACGCACACAGGGACGCGAACGCGCGCACACACCCCUCCCUCACGGCAUCGCCGGCCACCAGCAGCGUCUGACGCUCAGCCCGAGUCGCGACGCAGCAGAGCCUCAUCUGCUCGUGACAUUCCGGCUUUUGUGUCUGAGCGAGGAGGGGGGGGGAAGACCUUCUUUGUGGACCACCACGGACAUGAUGGGUGACAAAGAGCGGCGACGUGUCAACUGCAAAGGCUUGCUGAAGAAGAACUGGCUGCUGAUCGCCACGGUGGCAUCGGUGCUGCUCGGGAUCAGUCUGGGUGUUGCCGUAAGAGAGUACGCCUCCCUGUCCCAUCUUCACAAGCAGUAUUUCGGCUUCCCGGGAGAGAUUCUCAUGCGAAUGCUGAAGCUGGUCAUCCUCCCACUGAUCAUUUCCAGCAUGAUAACAGGUGUCGCGGCCCUGGACUCGGAGGUGUCAGGCAAGAUCGGCCUGCGAGCUGUCAUUUAUUACUUCUCCACGACGAUUAUCGCCGUCGUCCUUGGCAUUAUUUUGGUGAUGACGAUCAAGCCCGGAGUCUCUCAAACGGCGCAGCACAUCGACAGAGCCGGAACCACGCCCAACGUCACAACCGUCGACACGCUGCUGGACCUCCUCAGAAACAUGUUCCCGGAAAACUUGGUUCAGGCUUGUUUCCAACAGUACAAAACCAAGCGCAAAGAGCUGGAGCCGCCUCAGAAGGUUCCCGUCGCGAACACGGCCAUUCCUCCUCUCGCGACCACUGUCAUGGCUGCCGUGGAGAACAUCACCAAAGAUUACAAAAUCAGCGGCACGUAUUCCGACGGAAUCAACGUUUUGGGCCUCAUCGUAUUCUGCGUUGCGUUCGGACUCGUCAUCGGGAAGAUGGGCGAAAAGGGACGCAUCCUUCUGGAGUUUUUUGAUGCCUUGAACGAUGCCACCAUGAAACUGGUGCACAUAAUUAUGUGCUACAUGCCAAUCGGGAUCAUGUUCCUAAUUGCCGCGAAGAUCAUCGAGGUGGAAGACUGGGAGAUCUUCCGGAAGAUGGGUCUUUAUAUGGUGACGGUGCUGAGCGGUCUCGCCAUCCACGCCGUCGUCUGUCUGCCGCUCAUCUUCUUCGUCAUUGUGAGGAAGAACCCGUACGCGUUCACCCUGGGGAUGGCGCAGGCCCUGGUGACGGCGCUCAUGAUCUCCUCCAGCUCUGCCACCCUGCCCGUCACCUUCCGCUGCGCUGAGGAAAACAACGGCGUGGACAAGCGCAUCACCCGCUUCGUCCUGCCCGUGGGCGCCACCAUUAACAUGGACGGCACGGCGCUCUACGAGGCCGUCGCCGCCAUUUUUAUCGCCCAGCUCAACGACUACGCGCUGGACGUGGGGCAGAUCGUGACCAUCAGUAUUACAGCAACAGUGGCAAGUAUCGGAGCUGCGGGGGUCCCUAACGCCGGCCUGGUUACCAUGGUAAUCGUCUUGACAGCUGUCGGACUACCUGCCAGCGAUGUCACGCUCAUCGUCGCUGUGGAUUGGCUGCUAGACCGUUUCCGCACCAUGAUCAACGUGCUGGGCGACGCUUACGGCGCCGGCAUCGUCCAGAAGCUCUCCAAGCACGAGCUGGAGAGGACGGACCUGAGCUCGGACGUGGACCUGGCCAACCCCUUCGCCCUGGAGGCCACGCUGGACGGCGACGAGUGCGACAAGAAAUCCUACGUCAACGGCGGCUUCGCCGUCGACAAGACGGACGCCAUCUCCUUUACCGAAACGUCGCAGUUCUAGAACCCCGCCCCCGCCUGAAGAAAGUGCCACAUACCCUGAGGGUUAAUAGCCUCUAUCAGCACCUAUCAUCAGCAAUAGCAGCUUCCAUUCAUCACUGACAUUUACCACCAAUUUCAAGUGCUUCCUUUUUACACCGAAACGAUACAUUUAUACUCCUGGAAAAGUCCUUAGUGGACGGAUGAGAGGCCUGUUUAUCAAGCAGUGACAUUCCACAACGCAGCUUUAUUUGCUUCCGAGUAGAAACGCACGGCUACUAUUAACUAUUUGUACAGAAAUGUUACAACUGUGCCAAGCCUGUGAAGAGGUGAGUUGCCUUGACGGCUCGAGUCGUGAAACACUGUGAACUUUGGCCACAUAAUAAGCGUACCGCCCUGUUCUCGUGAGAAUUUUUUUUGGGGGGGGGGGGGGGAAUGGCGCAGGAAAAGUUGCGAUAUUGUGAGAAAAAAAAGUCGUAACGUCACCAGAUUAAGGCUGGAAUAUUACAAGAAAAAAGUUCAAAGAAAGAAUGGUGUAAGGUUUAUGAUUUGAGACGCAUAAGGAAAGAAAUUUGAGAAAAUAUUGUUAUGACAAAGUUGUCAUGCUGCGAAAAAUGUGUAGUUUCAGAAAAGGUCGUAGGGUUGCGCUAAAGAUAUGAGGAAAAAAAGUCUCAGUGUUGCGAAGUGAUGAAAUUACAAGAAAAAUGUGGUAAUACCGUGUGGGCAAAAAACGGAAAGUUGCAAAAAAAAGUGGUCAUAUGAGGAAAAGAUUUAAGUUUGGAAUAUUACAAGAAAAAUGAUGAUCACAAAGUUAUGAAAAAAAGUUGUGGUAUUCCAAAAAAAAAAAAAAAAAAGUUGAGUCUCUUUAUUUUAAUGUGCAAUUAAAUUGAAAAAAAAAAAAAAAAACAUAAAAUUCCAGUGUGACAAAUUAAGGGUUGGAAUAUUAGAAAAAAGUGAUGAGGGUGUGAGGAAAAGCCGUAAGAUUGUGAAACUGUGACGCUACAAGAAAAAAAAAAUGCAACAUUGGAAAAUUAACAUCAGAAAACUGCAAGAAAACAUCAGUAAUACUGCGUGAAAUAAGUUGUAAUAUUGCGAAAAUCUGGCAAUAUGAGAAGCAAAUCACAAUGGUAAAUUCUCCCGAGAACAGGCUUUUCGAGUAGCGCCUUGUGUUUAGGCUGUUACAAAAUAGAUGAGAACCCGUUCUUUUUUCUUGUUGUUCAUGUUGUAAUUCAGCCCAAAUUGCACACACACGCACACACACACACACCAAGGAGACCAAGGUACCGUACUGUAUGCUCUUGUUACCUCCAGUCAGCUUUCCAAGUGUACUCCAAGACAACGACUAAAUUCCCUCCGACGCAUUUUGCCAUUGAAAGCGGACAAGGUUGUCGGGCGCAACGUGGCUCGAACGCUUGAUGAGUUUGUCGAUUCAUGUAUUCGCUGUCCAAUAUAUGAAUAAAAAGAAGUCGCUUCCAAAGCACAAAUUA
Messenger RNA from Phyllopteryx taeniolatus (common seadragon), 4090 nucleotides. It is a transcript of the gene slc1a1, whose product is annotated as solute carrier family 1 member 1. NCBI's taxonomy places the organism in Eukaryota, Metazoa, Chordata, Actinopteri, Syngnathiformes, Syngnathidae. Gene Ontology annotation, molecular function: glutamate:sodium symporter activity; L-cysteine transmembrane transporter activity; L-glutamate transmembrane transporter activity. Bases 850 to 2628 code for a protein of 592 amino acids. The record is from RefSeq and is a predicted model, not a curated record. The transcript has 12 exons. Gene Ontology annotation, biological process: L-glutamate transmembrane transport. Gene Ontology annotation, cellular component: plasma membrane.